AUGUCUUACCGCAACGAGUCCGACAGCUACGGCAGUGGCAACCAGAGCUCCGGCUACGGUGGCAACGACUCCUCUAGCUACGGCAACAACAAUGAUUCCUCCAGCUACGGCAGCGGAAACAAGUCCAGCUCUGGUCGCAACCAGGAUAGCUAUGGCAGCAGCAACAAUGACUCCUCCAGCUACGGCCGCGGCAACAACGACUCUUCCAGCUAUGGCAGCGGAAACAAGUCCAGCUCUGGUCGCGAUCAGGACAGCUACGACAGCAGCAACACCAGCUCUGGAUCCAAGAAGGACAGCUACGGAAGCAACAACGACUCUUCCAGCUAUGGCAGCGGAAACAAGUCUAGCUCUGGUCGCGAUCAGGACAGCUACGGCAGCAGCAACACCAGCUCUGGAUCCAAGAAGGACAGCUACGGAAGCAACAACGACUCUUCCAGCUACGGUGGCAACUCCAAGAAGGAUAGCUACGGCAGCAGCAACAACAACGACUCCUCCAGCUACGGUGGCAAUGACUCCAGCUACGGCAACAAGUCUAGCUCUGGAAACAAACAAGACAGCUACGGUAGCAGCAACAACGACUCUUCCAGCUACGGUGGCAACUCCAAGAAGGAUAGCUACGGCAGCAGCAACAACAACGACUCCUCCAGCUACGGUGGCAAUGACUCCAGCUACGGCAACAAGUCCAGCUCCGGAAACAAGCAAGACAGCUACGGUAGCAGCAACAACGACUCUUCCAGCUACGGCAACAAGUCCAGCUCCGGAAACAAGCAAGACAGCUACGGUAGCAGCAACAACGACUCUUCCAGCUAUGGUGGCAACUCCAAGAAGGAUAGCUACGGCAGCAACAACGACUCCUCUAGCUACGGUAACAGCAACGACUCUUCCAGCUACGGCGGCAACUCCAAGAAGGACAGCUACGGAAGCAACAAUGACUCGUCUAGCUACGGCAACAACUCUUCCAAGAAGGAUAGCUACGGCAGCAACAACGACUCCUCCAGCUACGGCAACAACUCUAGCUCUGGAUCCAAGAAUGACAGCUACGGCAGCAACAACGACUCUUCCAGCUACGGCAACAACAACAAUUCCUCCAGCUACGGCAGCGGAAACAAGUCUAGCUCUGGUCGUGACCAGGAUAGCUACGGCAGUAGUAAAAAUGACUCCUCCAGCGGCAGCAUUGGUAGCAAGAUCCUGGACAAGGCUCAAGGUUCGUGA
Penicillium verrucosum is the source of this 1212-nucleotide messenger RNA. RefSeq lists its product as uncharacterized. Bases 1 to 1212 code for a protein of 403 amino acids. The record is from RefSeq and is a predicted model, not a curated record. The transcript has a single exon. Lineage: Eukaryota; Fungi; Ascomycota; Eurotiomycetes; Eurotiales; Aspergillaceae.